This is a messenger RNA of Chenopodium quinoa (quinoa), 858 nucleotides long. RefSeq lists its product as uncharacterized. The record is from RefSeq and is a predicted model, not a curated record. The transcript is spliced from 4 exons. Bases 156 to 536 code for a protein of 126 amino acids. Lineage: Eukaryota; Viridiplantae; Streptophyta; Magnoliopsida; Caryophyllales; Amaranthaceae.
AUAGCUCAGUGCUCCGCUUUCUCCCGCUCUUUCUCUUUCUCUUUCCCAGUUUCUUAUUGAAGCACACUCCACGUUCUCCAUUGAGUCGCGACUUCUGAUAUUUCUAUCCUCCAUAGAAGUUGCUUCUCAGAAUCCUUUAGUAUUAGACUGAAAUUAUGAAGUUGGAUCAUUUCUCUCUGGUCCAGGGCGAUCGCCCCUCCUGCCCUGGCUGGGACGGAACUGUUAGUGCAUUUCGACAUCGAACAACAUCGGAUGUGCCUGGUGAUAUUUUACAAGAUCCCUUGAUGGGCUCUAGCAGUGCAAAUGUGCAAGCCACUGAAGUUAAGCAUGAGGUGUUUAACGAGUUUGAUGAUGCUCUUGAUAAUGUUAUGUUGAAAGGACGGCGAAAGAUGUUCUAUGAGUUUGAUGAUGCUCUUGACAAUGUUACGUUGAAAGAACGACGCAAACUGCUACGAUCAAGGAAAGUCAUGCAGUCUUCCACAUCAAAUAUGGAGGGCGGAAGCCAUACUUCUUUUAUUCAAUCAAUUGUCUUGUAAUGCUAUAUUUUCUCUUUGUGGAUUGUUCUUUAUGACGAUUCAUGUUAGUUGACCUUGUUGUUGUUGUGAUGAUCAUACAUCCUUUUAAGGCUAAAAAUUUAUCUAUAUUAAGGUAAAAUAUGAAAAAAAUGAUUUCCAAUCAUGUAUGUAUCGCCAAAAAUUGAUUAGGUAUAAUCUCUUGUUUGAGACAACAAAGGAAAGAAUACUAGGGGUAAGCUUGUGGAAAUCUUAUCAUAGUAUUGAGCCUUGCUAAGCAAGCCUUUCAUAUUGGAGGCUUCACCUUUGAGAUCUCACUUUUCGUUCUCGACUAAUGCGUUAUUUG